AUGACUCUCUAUAUAGCGGCUAUGCUAUAUGUGUUUCUCGGAAUAGCAAUGGCUAGCGACGUUUUCAUGUCUUCGAUCGAAAGGAUCACAGCAAGGAAAAGGAAGAUAUCUGUAUAUGAUGAUCUCACCGGCAAGGCAGUUGAGCGUGAAAUAUUUGUUUGGAAUGAGACUGUGGCUAACCUCACCUUAAUGGCUCUUGGAUCUUCAGCUCCAGAAAUUCUCCUAUCGGUAGUAGAAUCGAUUUCAAAGCUCAAAAGCAUUGACGAAGGCGUACACGAGGACAGCCUAGGACUUUUUACAAUAAUUGGAUCGGCUGCUUUCAACCUUAUGAUAAUAUCAAGCAUUUGUAUAGUAUCAGUUCCUUCGCCAAACCCCAAAAGGAUUAAGGAAUUUAGUGUUUUUAUAAUGACAAGUGCCUUCUCCAUAUUUGCGUAUAUCUGGAUGCUCCUGACUUUAGUGCUUAUUAGCCCUCAAGUCAUAGAACUAUGGGAAGCUGUUCUUACACUUGCCUUUUUCCCCAUAAUGGUUCUUUGUGCGUUCGCGCAAGAUAAUAACUGGUGGUUAGAUACAUUAAAAAAUAAGAAAAUGAUUAACGUAAAUUCAAAGAAUGCGGUGAAUGGAUUGAAGGAAAAUGCAAAUGAUCAGGUGACACAAGUGAGUAAUAUAUUUCAACAUAUAUUUCAUUUGGAUCUAUUAAAGUUAAUAGGCAGUUUUAUUAUACUUUUGUCUCUUACAACCUCUCUGAUUAAUAUGAGAAUUCUUUUACAUUGA
Protopolystoma xenopodis is the source of this 771-nucleotide messenger RNA. The record is from the annotation of a GenBank genome assembly. Lineage: Eukaryota; Metazoa; Platyhelminthes; Monogenea; Polystomatidea; Polystomatidae.